CGGAGUGACAGAGGCACGAUGGCUGCAGAAAGUCCUUUGCUGCUGUCUCUGGUGGAGGAAUUUGUCUCAGGACUUCAGGACACCAAGGCAAAGGAUACUGCGACAGGUGUCAAAGAUGGACAGUUUACCGUCCUGCAGCUGGUGGAGGCACUUGGGCAGAGCCUGACCAGCUCCCAGCCUCACACUCGGGCCCGAGGGGUCCAGCUGCUCUCUGAGGUCCUCCAGGACAACUAUGGGGCGCUAACGGAGAGAGAAGUCGAACUGCUCCUGGCCUUCUACGAAAACCGCCUGAAGGACCACUAUGUCAUCACGCCGCCUGUGUUACGAGGGCUGCUGGCGCUGACUAAAUCCAGGAAGCUGCCUCCUGGUUCAGCUGUGUCGAUGCUGAGGUCUGUGUUUCAGGAUGUUCACGUGCAGUCUCUGAUGCUUGCAGAGAGAGCGUGUGUCUACAACAUGCUCAUCAACCUCAUGGAAAGUAGGGAAGAUGAACUGAAGGGUUUGGGUGCAGAUUUUGUUUUUGGUUUCGUCCAAUCGAUGGACGGUGAGAGGGAUCCCCGCAACCUUCUGUUGGCCUUCCAGAUCGCCGGAAACAUCGUUCUGCGGGGAUACAGCAUGGGAAAAUUCACCGAGGAGCUGUUCGAAGUGACGUCCUGCUACUUCCCCAUAGAUUUCUCCCCGCCACCCAACGACCCCCACGGCAUCACUAAAGAGGAACUGAUCCAGGCGCUGAGGGCCGUCCUCACUGGGACCCCCAAGUUUGCAGAGUUCCUGUUGCCGCUCAUCAUCGAGAAGCUGGACUCAGACGUCCAGAGCGCCAAGCUGGACUCGCUGCAGACCCUGGCUGCCAGCGUGGGACAGUAUGAGCACAGAGACCUGGCUGAGUUCCUGGAGGGACUGUGGAGCUCGCUGCGCAGAGAGGUGUUUCAGACAUCCAGCGAGAAAAUCGAGGCGGCAGCCCUCACCGCCGUCACCGCACUCACUUCCUGUCUGUCUCGCUCUGUUCUCAACUCUGACUCUGAAGACUCCCUCAGCUCCUUCCUGGUCCUGGUGCUCAGAGACUGCAAGCACCACCUGUUUGAGCCCGACUUGAAGCUGGUGUGGCCCAGCGCUAAGCUACUCCAGGCCUCCUGCAGCGCCUCCUACAGGGCGGCCCACAGCAUUACAAGUGCUGUUGUGCCCCCUCUGGUGGAGCAGUAUAACAGCAGAACGCAAUGUUCCGACAGGCGGACGCUGCUGGAGGUGGCACAGCGAUUCAUCCAGUCAACUGCUUCAUGUCAGUCUGUAGAUCAUGAUGAGAGCUUGUUUUCUGCGUAUAAGGACUCCCUGUGCAGCUUGGUGUUCUCAGCUCUUUCUGAAAGUAACUCCAGUCUGCAGAUCACGGCCGCCUCGGUGCUCACCUCUCUGGCCCAGCAACCAGGUCUGCUGCUGGACUCUGACAUCGAGCUCGCCGUGGACCACCUGACCAGGCUGCUGCUGACGGAUGAGGAUGAGAGAGUCAGUGCGGCUGUGGUGGAGUGCGCCGGAGCCUUGGCCGAGCAGCACCCAGCUGCCUUCAUCACCAAACUGAUCCCAACGCUGAAGAAGGAGAUGUUUUCGAACAGAAGAGAGUCGUCCGCGCUGCGUUCCCAUCAUGCAGUGCGUCAGCGCUGCCUGUCCGCGCUAGCCGCAGUGUCCAUCCGGGCCAGCGUCGUCAUGGAGAGCGCGCCCGUCCUCCUGGACGUCCUCUGCUCGGCACACGCAGAUCCCAAUUGUUUCUCCGUGGACGAGGUGGCGCGCACCUGCUUGAGCCUGCAGAGGAUAGCGGAGCGGGUCCAGGACGGCGAGGACACGAGCCGAUGCUUCCAUGACGUCGUCGUCCCUCGCCUGCUGUCUCUGGCGCUCCAAGCUGCGCUGCAAAGCGACGGGUCAUCGGAUCAUCGUAGUCCGCUGGUGGAGGAGGAGGUCCUGUCUGCCAUGGUUCCUGUUAUCAGCACCGCCUGCUCCCGCCUGAAAACGUUUGCAGAACAGACGGCCUCCAGGGUCGUGUCUCUCUUCCUGGACGGUGACGUCUCGUUUCUGCCCGACAACUCCUUCCCACUGCAUGUCCAGCUGCUCCAGGUAAAACAGGAGGAGGAGGAUUCAUCCUGGCGUCAGACCCAGUUGGUGUGCCUGCUUAUGGCUUGUGUGUGUUCGUUACCUCGCAGUGUGGCGCUACCCCAGGAGGAGCGGCUGCUGUCCGAGCUGGAGGAGCUGAGCUGCAGCUGCAGACACCCGCUCUCCUACACGUCGGCUGCCAAGUGCUUCGCCGGCCUGGUCAACAAGAAGCCUCAGGGCCCUUGUCUUGACAGUUUAAUUCAGGGAGUGAUAAAGAGAGUGAGCAGUGAGCUGGAUCGACCCUCCUCCCCUCUGCGCACUCAGGCCUUCACACUUCUGAUCUGGGUUGCCAAGGCUCUGCUGCUGCGAUACCACCCUUUAUUCUCAGCGCUAACCGACAAGCUCUUCUCUCUGCUCGACGACGCUCUCCUCGGCCCAAUGGCUGCUGACAGCUUCUCGCUACUGAUGAGCGACUCGGCCGACGUCCUGAACCGCGGUUGCCACGCCGACCUCCGCAUCAUGUAUCGGCAGCGCUUCUUCAGCGAGAAUUCCGCCAAGCUGGUGCAGGGCUUCAACGCUGCGCCACAAGAGAAGAAGGCCAACUACCUGAAGGCUCUGUCCAACAUCGUCAACAAGCUGCCGAAGCAGGUCCAGGUGUCUGAGCUGCCAGCUCUCCUGUCUCUGCUGCUGGAGGCCUUGACAUGUACCGAUGAGGGCGUCCAGCUGUCCACUCUGUCCUGCCUGCAGCCCGUCCUCAUAAACCCCCCGCAGGUCCUGAUCCAGCAGCUGGAGGCGCUGGUCAGCCGGCUGCUGGCCCUCAUCGGCAGUCCAGCCAUGAAAAUCCGCGUGGCCUCCAUACGAUGCGUUCUCGCUCUCUCCUGUUUCCCGGCUCACGAGGUGUUGCCGUUCCGGUCGCGCGUUCUGCGAGCGUUGGCUCCGCCCCUGGACGACAGGAAGCGGCUGGUGAGGAGAGAGGCGGUCCAGGCCAGAGCAGAGUGGUUCCUGUUAGGAAGCCCUGGUGGAAGGUGAUCUCUGUCUGUCCAUAAAACCUCCAGGACCAAGUAGCAGAGCGCUCUGCCUCCUGUCUGACUGCACACACACACACACACACACACACACACACACACACACACACACACACACACACACACACACACACACACACACAGCCUGGUGAAGAGUUUCAUGGAUCUGUGAUUGUGUCUGAAGCCCUGACCGGAGGCUUCACCAGGAGCUGUGCAGCCGGUCACAGACGCUGCCGACUGAAUUUUAUAAAUCAUAACUUAAGCAGAGAACCAGGCAACACAGCAUUCGUUGCUUUUGUUUGUUUUUCUUUCUAUUUUUGAUGAAAUGUCAUGAAGCUGAAGACAUUUUGUUCAGUACUUCACUGUUAAACAUGGCUGGUUGUUAAUACAAACCUUUUUAUUACUAUUAUUAUUUUAUUAACUAAGCAAUAAAGCAGUUUGAGUUUCAGUGA
Molecule: messenger RNA, 3550 nt
Organism: Poecilia reticulata (guppy)
Lineage: Eukaryota; Metazoa; Chordata; Actinopteri; Cyprinodontiformes; Poeciliidae
Source: RefSeq, a predicted model, not a curated record